Molecule: messenger RNA, 9668 nt
Organism: Lymnaea stagnalis (great pond snail)
Lineage: Eukaryota; Metazoa; Mollusca; Gastropoda; Lymnaeidae
Source: the annotation of a GenBank genome assembly
CAUCUUUUGAAAAAAAGUAGUCAACGGAAAAAAAUAAUUGUUAACAAUUUUUUCGUUUGUUCAAAAUAUGCCAAAGGCCAAAAAUGCCGCCCACCAAGAAAAAACGAAAAUUUCAUCGCCAGACGGACCGACGCAACGGCUUCCCACUUCCUCCACUGUGGGGCGAACGAAUGCUGAUGAACGACAGCCGCCUUACUGGAGCGAGAUUCCCGCCAAUGUUUUGAGGGAGAUUUAUCAGAGAUCUGCCGAUGUGGACAGAGCUUCCAUGGCACGGGUAAUGACUAUUACAUAUUAAUAAAUCAAAAAGUUUUUUUUUUACCUUUUGUUGUUGUUGUUUGUGGUUUUUUGUUAGGGGGUGGGGGGUGGGGGAGAGGGAUGUCGUUAUAUUUUAUUGGUCGGACUAUGGGUAUGAAUUACUUUGUACAUUUUAUAAAAAGUAAAAAUACAAAUAACAAAAGAUGCUAUGGAAUACAUUUGCUGGUCAUGUGGAUAACUGUUUGAAUGAAAUAUGGGAGAGCGGAUUGACAGAUGAACGAUCUAUAUAUAUAAUUCGCCAGAUGUAGGGCAAACAUAUCAUGAAAAAAGGGGGUAGGGGAAGGGUUGUAGCAAAAUUGGAAUUCUUAAAUGGGCUGUAACUUGAGUUCACGCUUUUUGUCAAGUAACUUUAGUGCGUGGCAAGCUCACGCAUUGCUACCGCCAAUGUUUUGGAGGGUUGCAUCUCACUUGCCAGCCAGGCUCACACCCCAACGAGCUCUCGGCGUAUGCUACCGCCAAUGUUUUGGAGGGUUGCAUCUCGCUUGCCAGCCAGGCUCACACCCCAACGAGCUCGCGGCGUAUGCUACGCCGAGGGUCGCCUACUAUAAUACAUUAUGUUAGAUGAAUAAAUAAACGGGAGGAAGGACGGAUGCGUGGGUCGACUUGUUAAUGGAUAAGUGGAUGCAUGAGAGGUUUGAUGUGAAUCAAUGGGUGUAUUGAAGGGUGGUUGGCUUUGGGAUGCAUGGAUAAAUAAGUGUCUGUUAUUGUUUUUUUUUAUGGAUACACCCAUUGAUGUUAAUUGCGUUUUAAUUUAGGAUGCCCCCGCGAAUAAAAUAUUAGUCAUAUUUAUAACUUAUUGAAUUGACAUUUUAUUGCUUGUGAUGUUAUAUCGUGUACUGACUUAAUGCUGCUUUAAAUUAUUAUAAUAUUUUUUUUAAUCAAAGCACAACACAUGAGCAUUUAUUUGGCUUGGAAAUGUUUUAUUUGAUUUUUACGGCGGGCAAUGAGCUGUUUAUUAUUUUCAGAACGGUUACAUCAUAUCGCCCUAUUACUAAAAAUAAACACAACUGUAAUUUACCCAGUUUUAGUCCACUAUUUCAAAUUGAUGGUUUGUGUCGUUAGUGUCAUAUUUUUUUUUAUAUACACCACUUGUUCUUAGAGUACAUUACAUUUCAAUUAAGUAAACGACAAAUCCAUAACUUAACAAUUACGACCACUUUGCAUCAUUCUUACGCGACCACAUCCUUAAAUUUAACCCUUUUUUUUUUCCUUGUCAAGGUGUGUAAGUCCUGGCGCGAAGGCUUUCACGACCCUUGUCUCUGGAGGAACAAGACUAUUAUGUUUUGCCACCACCAAGACGAACAAGCUUUGAAGGUUGGCGAUGGAUUUAAAUAUACAUGCGGUACAGUAACAUGGCUACUGAAUUAGGGUUACAACUAAAACACUGAUAAAACUAACAUUCGUGCUGCUAUGACAAAUUACGCAGCGUUAAAAUGUAAACAUACUGCUAAAAAUAAAAUACUGGUAUAUCUGAAAUACAGUAAACCUAAAAUACUAUUACAGUUGUGUUCAAUCACAAUGUGUAUUGAACUUGACGCAUGAUGUGCAAAUUGAGACUUAGUUUAAAGUAAAAGAAGAGGCAGAGGAAGUCAUAUAAUCUGGUGUAGGUCAUCAGAUGAUUGGUUGGACAAUCUAUUUUUUAGUGUAGUAAAUCAGACGGCCACAUGUGGACGACGUUGAUUGGGUGGACACGGUCUAAUUUGGUAUAGUAAAUCUUAGACUUAGUUUAAAGUAAAAGAAAUGGCAGUGGAUAUCAUCUUAUUUGGUGUAGAUUAUGAGACAACCACCCUGGCAUGAUGAUUGGUCAUGCAUCAUCUUAUUGGAGAUAAUGAUUGGGCAUACAUCAUCUUAUUUGAAAUAAUGAUUGGUCAUACACCAUCUUAUUUGGUGUUCGUGAUGAGACAGACACCUGUGGGCGAUACGUGUGGCUAUCAUCUUAUUUGAUGUAUUAAAUCGGACAGUCACCAGUGGACAAUGAUUGGGUGGACACUCUCUUAUUUGUCGCAGUAGAUCAGACAGCCACAUGUGGACGUUGAUUUCGUGUGCACCGUCUUAUGAGGUGAAGUAAAUCAAACAGCCGCAUACCGACGAUGAUUGGGUGGACACCUGACGCACAUGAGGUUUAUGCAGUUUAUCGAGAAUAGUUGUUUUCUUGUAACAUCCAUGCAGUGUCAAAUUAUCUACACAAUGCUUUUAAUUAUGCAAUAAUAUCAAGUUUAGAAAUUAAGAAAGAACAGCAUUAAGACAUCCUUUAAUGUACCCAGUUAUGGUGGUAAAUUAAAAUAACCUAUCGCUUAUCUCUGCAAUUCCCACAUACUCUACGGUCGUCCGUGAAUGUUAGUCUCAAGAGUGUUAAAACACAGUUUUUAAUGUACUUCUUACCAGGAAGGAAUGCAAUAAAACUUGUCAAGCAGUUCCCAAGAUAUCUGAAGACAUUGACGAUUACGUUCAUGCCAGCGGAAUGGCACUCAUUCACGGGAAUGAUGAAUGACUUCCAGACGUUCUCUAAACUUUUGGAUGACGCAAAUCUCAAAAGCAUUAUUUUUGUGGAAAUGGAGAGUCUUCGGCUGACAGGGCAGAUGCGUGCAAAUUUUUUUAAGGCUUUGAAAAGAUUAAUCGAGAAACAGACAUUUCUGGAGGUAAAAUUUAUUUUAGAUGUUUUGUUCAAAUUUGUUGCUAAGUCCAGGAUAAAAUGAGAUUUAGGUUAAACUUUGGUAUCAGGCAGUAUCAGCCAGGAUGAUUCAAUUUGGUUACUUCUUUUGUCUCAAAGGUCUAAAAGAUCCAUUUAUACUUUAGGGAAAAAAGGAAAACAGAUUGAAUAUAUAUACAUAUAUAUAUAUAUAUAUAUAUAUAUAUAUAUAUAUGACACAAUUUUAUGAAUGAGACAGAAGGAAUUUAUUUCAAUAAGUUUAUAUACCAGGUACUUUAAACUUUAAUGAUAAUAAUACAUAAUAGAAAUAUACAACAUUUAAUCUGUACUAAAAACAAAUAAAUCAAUAUAUAUAUAUAUAUAUAUAUAUAUAUAUAUAUACAUGUGUACUACCGGUAAAAGACUGAGAGCAAUAAGUCAGAAACAAAGUUAAAAAGAACGUUAAGGACGAAGGGCCUGUUAAUGUGUGUCAUAAAUUAGUAUUAUUUCAAUAAGUUUAUAUAACAGAUACUUUAAACUUUAAUGAUAAUAAUACAUAAUAGAAAUAUACAACAUUUAAUCUGUACUAAAAACAAAUAAAUCAAUAUAUAUAUAUAUAUAUAUAUAUAUAUAUAUGUACAUGUGUACUACCGGUAAAAGACUGAGAGCAAUAAGUCAGAAACAAAGUUAAAAAGAACGUUAAGGACGAAGGGCCUGUUAAUGUGUGUCAUAAAUUAGUUUAACAGAACGAUUUCCAAGGCGACUAGGUUUCUCUCUCCUAUAUUUGAUUUAGCGCAUUUUUUACAAAUGUAAAUCACCUUGCGACUUGUGCAAGGAAAGCCAUCUUUUAUUGGCAACAUUUCCAAAGAGAAGGAAAGCUUCCAACACUUCCAAGCUUUCAAACCUUUUUACAUGUUCCAUUGCGUAAUAAUUUUUAUAAUCGUAUUUAUAUUUUUAAAGAUUUUGUUUAUGGAUAACAUACACUUUGACACUGAGAGUGGUCUGCAGUUUCUAAAAAGUCUGGCCACUUCCUCUGGAGCUACCCUUAGCCUUCUGUCUAUAAAGGGAUUCUUCCUGAAGGAGAUUCCUACACUUAGAGAACGAGAAUGGGUCACAGGAUUGCAGGUUAUUGUCACUUGUGGAGAUAUCUUAUUUUUGUUUCACUUUCCCCUUGAUUUUAAUAUUCAAACAUAAAAGAAUCCAUAUGCCCUCACUUAUAAGUGUAUAAUGGUUAACUCUUUAUCAAGCGCACUGAUUGUCAAAACUAAGUGCGCUUCCCUGGCAAACAUUUUAGCAUCAUUUUAAGCCGGGACAUUUUUUUUUUUUUACAUAAUUCUCUAUAGAUGGACUCAAAAUGUUCAUCACUUCAGCCUGGGAUUAAUUCAAUUUUUUGUUUCUAUUAUUGCAGAAAUUGACCAAACUUCGCUACAUUCACAUGGACUAUGCAACAAUGUCUGAGGAAGUCAUCAAAUCAUGGACCAAGUCCAGUCCAUUACUUAAGUACAUUUGCCUCCAAGCUGAAGAAUUUUCGCCAGAUUGUACGUCUUUUUUUUUUUUUUUUUUUAAUUUUUGCCAUAUUUUUUUUUUUUUUUUUUUUUUUUUUUUUUAAAUUUUGCUAUAUUUACUUUCUGUCGUAUCAAGGUGAGCGAGGGGGUGAUGGAUUACUGUAGUCAUAUUUACAAAAUUGAAUAAGGUUUCAUUUAUAUCCACCUUCCGAACCUCAAGCCACUCCUCAUAGCAGAGUUCCAAGACAUAGUCAAAAAGAGAAAAAUGACGUAUUGGUAGUUGCUGAUCGAGUUCGUUUUUCUGUCGUUAUGUGGGAUUGUUCUUUUGUUGUUUUUUUUAAAUCAAGAACAUUAUACCUAUUCUACGGAUAAAGGUUGUAUUCAAUUCAGCUUACAAAAAUAUUCAUGGAUAUGUUAGUCGUAGACAAAAAAAAAAGUUUUUGAAAAAAAAAUGCGAAGGGGCGGAUAAAAAGAAAGGCAAAUUAUAGAUUAACUAUGUAACGGAAAAGUUCAACGGACAAGUUUAACAGACAAGAGGACGAGUUUAACAGAAAAAGGAAAAGUUCAACAGAAAGCUGACAAAUUGAACAGAAAGGACACGUUCAACGAACCAGUUUAACAGACAAACGGACAAAUUCAACGGACAUGUUUAUGUGUUUAGUAUGAAUACGUGGUCUCAAUAUGUGUAUAUUUUGUUUCGAUAGACGUACAUUGUCUCCAUGCGUGUACACGGUUUCGAUAUCUGAACAUUAUCUCAAUAUAUGUACAUUGUCUCACUAUUUGUGCAUGGUCUCAAUUUGUGUAUGUUGUAUCAAUAUGUGAAUGCUAUCUUAAAGUUCUUCAUGCCUUUUAAAAAGAAUUGUGAUUUUGAACAUAAAUUGUUUUAAAUGCCGCCCACCUUUCAGCUGCUUUGAUACAGAACACGUCAAGAACUUAUUCUGACAUGCACCAAUCUAUCAAUGUUACAUUUCAUCAGUUUGGACAUUCAUGAGAAGGUCACGCCGUGCCUACCCCCUAUCAGAUCAUUUAAUACCGUGUGAAGCGUGGCAAGAUUUGGUCACAACCCACCCAGAUUUGACGGUAACCCUCAAGGUCGAAGAGAUCGAGAGCACGAGGAAAAUGUUGCCCAUAUUAUCUCCAGCCAUCCCGAUGUCUAAAUUAAGAUGGCAGGUGAGGGAAGAUGGAGCUACAUCGGAGUCUGAGGUAGGAUCAAGUCUUACGAUGGUUUUGUAGAAUCUGGGCAUCUGACUCUUUAAAUCUCAUUUGUACUUAAAGCAAUCGACUGCAAAGAGGGGGGGGGGGAAAUAUUUUUUUUUUCGUGUGUAAUAGUUUCCUUUUAGUUUUAGUCGUUUAACGCACACUCAUUGGCUGUGUUGUGUAUUUAAAAAAAGAUACAAUUUCCAUUAUGAUACUUUUUUGUGUGCAUCAGCCAUUUUGACUAGAUAUUUAUGUCUGUUAUGGCAUUAAUGUCAGGGGAAACGGAAAACCAAACGUUUUGUGAUGGUUUAGGCCUUGAGGAAACGCAUACACUUCUUGGACGGAAUUAAUCAUAUUUUAACAAUUGAGAAAAACGGAGAAAGAGGCUCAAAGAGGUCUGUAUGUCUAUUUUGUAGGUUGAGAACCCCUGACUGAGAGACCAAUUCGCGACUGCCCUUACCACCUAAAAUGCACUUCUCUUUAAUGCAGCUGAUGAAGGAAUAGAGUUUUGGUGCUUAGUAUCCAGGCCAGGACUCAGGGAUUUAGAUACCAUAAUUUCUUAAACAAUUCUGAUGCUCACACAUGAUUUCCAACUAAAAUUGUAACACAUCGAAUCGAGAGAUGUAAAUGUUAAAUAAAUCAUCCCUUCAGGGAUGUCAUUUGGGUAGUGCAGGGUCAGGCAUUUGCUCCCUCCCUCUUAAUUAUUUGAUUAUUUAUACUUAAUUUAUUUAUAUUGUUAUGUACUGUGCACCUCUUGUAAUAAACAACAAGCCAACAAAGUCUACUUUGGCCCCCAACCCCCUUGAAAAAACCUGACAUGACACCCCAUGGCUACACUUCAUACUUUACAUGACAUGCAUUCCAGUAGCCUCUGAACUGAUUUAUUUUUCGUUUUUCGCAUGCAAAGAUAACCAAGGCGGUCUUUGACUUGAGUGCCAACCUUGAAUUGAGCCGUAUUUUGUUUAAAGUGCUCAUUUUCGUCAGACUCACUCUGGCGUCUUUGCCUAUUUAAUUCAAUGGCAAUACUUAGGCAAGACGAGAUAGACGAGGAUGCAAUAGAAGCCCAUUAAGGAUUUUUGUUCGUGUUCACUGUUCAUUUGACCAGUUCCACAACACAGUUGUCGGAAUUUUCAUUGAUAUAAUGUCAUACUGCCUCUACGGGGCUACAUCUUCGGGUUUCAAUGUAGAAUUUGUCUUCCUUUAGAUCAUUUUCCAUCCAAGGUUCACAAGACCCAUACACCCAGGAUGCUAGUGAUGUCUUUGCUUGUCUAGGCUCUAAUUGGGGAGUGAAAUCUUUCAUGAACUGGUUCUGUGAAUGUAGUUUUUUUUUUGUUUUUUUUUGCAAGGCGUUUAUUUCGUAGGAGGGUGACAGGUUUUGUGAUGGGGAGUUGUAAUUGGUCGGGUUAUACAAAAUCAGAGGUCAGUUCGUGGGGUCAGUUUAUGGUUUCCAGUAUCGUCAGUAUUGUUACGGCCUCCAAAUUUUACAGCCUCCUUCCUUUGUCAAGGGGGUUACAAACUACAAUGGUGACUAAUCGAUAUCUAACCUUAUGUCAGACCUGUAUUGUUAACUCUCUCUCUCUCUCUCUCUCUCUCUCUGUCUCUCUCUCUCUCUGUCUCUCUCGGUCAAGUAACUCAAACACAGACUAGUCCAUUGUAAAAUACGUAUUUAUUUACAUGUACUGAAGCAUCCACUUGUUACAAAGCACAGUUGCUACAAAUUCAUCCAGCAGAAGAAUACACUCCUCAGGCAACAAGCCAUACUUACUUACUUUCAUUGAGCGUUGCAAUAGUGACGUUAUAAAACUGCGCCAGUGAUGAGAAAGAAGACCAUAGACUUUGACACACCAAACUGAAAAGGUGUCAACCAACUCCAGUCCACAAGCUUGGGAUUUUCUCAGUUCAGACUCCCCGGGUUACCAAACAUUUUCUUAAGAGACUCUCCUCCCCUCACCCCAAAGAAAAAGUACAACUUAUAAAGUGUUCAAGAUACGACAUUCAGCCUUUGUUCGGUGUGUUUAAACAAUAGCCUGCCAUUUCAAAAGCAAACAAUUAUAGUUAUUUUAAAAAAGAGGAGACCAACAAAUUUAAGAAAAUCUAUUGCUUCGAUUCAUGGGUUUAUAAAAGACAAAAAGGGUUAUAUUAUGUGGUUUGGAAUAAAUGAGGCCAUUCAGAGAAAGUAAGAUGGAUAAGACCAUGAAUACAACAUGAUAAACCUUAAAGUUGAAUUUAUUUAUUUUUAAAUGUAAUGGAAAACCUUAAAAAACGUAUAAGAAGAAAAAAAUGGCUUCCAAUUAAAGGCUGGUAUAUAUUUAUUUGUUUUCAUUAAAUUUACCAGAAAAUACACACAAACACACACACAAAACAACCAUCAAAAGACCCUUGAUAGUAAGAGAUCGAGUCUAAAAUCUGGUAUCGUAGUUCAUUAUGCAAUUAGUGAAUCAGACUUUUAGAUACCCCCACCCAAACCAUGUUUACGCUUCUGACCAAAAAAAAGGUAAUAUAAGAAAUGUAUUUAUACUUUAUUAUAAUAAUAAACACAUUAUAAACAAAACAAAUACUUGCAUAAAAGAAAAUGUAUUUUAUCAUAUUUAAAUUCUUACAAUUUCAGUAAAAUCUUACACCAUUACUAUGAAUGCAUGUAAGGAUCCAAUCGUUGCAUCGGAACAUUUAAGAUAUUUAAAAUAUAUAUCAGAAAAAUGGCUCCACACAAAAUAACUGUAUAUCGUGUUUUCAGCUAACCGAAUUGCUUCAUCGUGUGGCCCGCUACCAUAGAACAAUAAAGGAACUCUUCUUGGAGAUACCAGGAGACUUCCCACGUAUUGAUACUGUUUCGGUACAGAGCAUCUUGUCUAACUGCAGAAAUUUGUAAGUCUGUUUUUAUGUGUGUGUGGUGUUAGAGAUUAUGACGGUGAGCAGUGAGCACAAAUCAUCCCCUCUAAUUAUUCGAAAACGGAGCCGCUGUUUCCCUACCUGAGUUCCUCGAUUCAUGGAAAUGGGCGAUAUAACACAUGACCUUUUAAUUGAUAAGAUCUUCCUUCAAGCAGUUUCGUCACGAGUAACAAUAGAGCUGUUUUAUCUAGGUGGAAGAACAUAUCACAGAGGACAGUUAAGAGACGGGCCAAAUAUAAAUAAGGAAAUUACACAUAUUCCGGAGGGAUCUGUUGAUUGCAUCGCGCUAAAAGCAUUAAGAAGCAAAGACAUUUUAAACGGAACAAGAAAAUAAAAUGGGCUAUGAAAUAUAGAAAACAAAGUGGACAUAAAUAUAGACAAGAAAAAAAUAUUAACUAAAUGCAGCUUUAUUUAAAUACAUCUUAUUUGCUUCAUGGGUGGGGAAAGUUAGGUGGGUGGGGCGAAAUAUUGGACUUGAUUUUAGCCAGUAAUAAACAAUAUACAACUGCGAGUUUCGUUAAUUCCUUUUAGUUGCAAAUAUUUUGUGAUUCUGUAUUACGCGAUUCGAAUAAAAUAGUGUUUAACUUUAUUAACAUUCCCUUUUAAUGCUUUGGUUAAAUAUUUCAUCUUUUAACGCACAUGAUAAUCAAGGCUAAAAAUGUAUUCGAUUAUUUUAAAGAUUAAAAGACCAAAAGGAAAAAAAAAUGGAGUGUUGUAGAACUAUAAGUAAUCGUUUAGAAUCCAAUACUUAAUAUGCGGGAUCGUUUUCAUCUUUCAGACUGCCAUUCACAUGCGAGAAAUCCGUCUAUUCAUUUACGGAGAGAAAUGUUUGGAGGCUCAGACAGGUCAAUUCAAAGCUCUCAAAGGACACCUAAACAUUAGCAAAUGUCCGAGGCAUUUGAAGACUUUUUUUGGGGGUCAUCGUUUCAUUUGCCAAUUCGUAAAGUAUCUUAGCCCACAUACAACAAUGUCAAAUUCUGUUAAACGGUUAUUCUAUAUAUAUUUGCGAUUUAAAUAAAGGCAUCAUAUAUUAUAUUUUCUUAGAACCGUUUAAAAUUUCGUUUCCAAAAAAUACUAUAACUAAGACACCAAGUACGGCAUUAGAUAAAUAUGCCUAUUUACCAAAAUAAAAC